This is a messenger RNA of Lineus longissimus, 8614 nucleotides long. Its product is annotated as formimidoyltransferase-cyclodeaminase-like. Gene Ontology annotation, molecular function: transferase activity; folic acid binding. The record is from RefSeq and is a predicted model, not a curated record. Bases 43 to 1665 code for a protein of 540 amino acids. Lineage: Eukaryota; Metazoa; Nemertea; Pilidiophora; Heteronemertea; Lineidae. The transcript has 12 exons.
UCCUGCAGUUUCUUUGAUUUUUGGUUAAGAUUUUCUCCAAAAAUGCCGCGUUUGGUGGAAUGUGUUCCGAAUUUCUCGGAAGGACAGCACAAAGAGGUGAUUGAAGCGAUAGCGAAUGCUAUCGUUGGUACCGAUGGAUGUACCCUUCUCGAUGUAGAUCCUGGCGUAUCCACCAACAGAACCGUCUACACCUUCGUAGGGUCACCCGAAACUGUGGUAGAGGGCGCUCUGAAUGCAGCCAGGGUCGCGUCACAGGUGAUCGACAUGACCAGGCAUCAUGGUGAACAUCCGCGUCUGGGAGCCCUGGACGUCUGUCCGUUCGUCCCUCUGCAGAACGUAACCAUGGAGGACUGCGUCGAAUGCGCCAAGGAGUUCGGCGAGCGCCUGGCGCAGGAUCUCGGCGUACCGGUGUUCCUGUACGGCGAGGCAGCCACGGAGGACCACCGUAAGACUCUGCCACAGAUCCGAGCGGGAGAAUACGAAGGCAUGCAGGAAAAGCUGAGCAAACCGGAAUGGAAGCCUGACUAUGGUGAGCCUGAAUUUGUACCAAGCUGGGGGGUAACUGUCACCGGAGCUAGGAAAUUCUUGAUUGCUUACAAUGUGAAUAUGUUAUCAACGAAGGAACAAGCACAUCGAGUCGCCCUGAACAUUAGGGAGCAAGGCCGGAGCAUUGAGGAGCCUGGUAAGCUGAAACAUGUGCAAGCCAUCGGUUGGUGGUUAGACGAGUCUAAUCUUGCCCAAGUCUCCACAAAUAUUCUCGAUCAUGAUGUCACACCUGUCCACAGGGUGUACGAAGAAUGCGUCAGGGAUGCUAAGGAAUUGAAUCUUGCCGUGGUUGGUUCUCAGAUUGUUGGCCUCCUCCCUCUGAAAGCCAUGCUCCAGGCAGCAGACUAUUACAUGGAGAAAGAGAAUCUAUUUAUACUUGAGGAAGAGCAAAAAAUUAAACUUGUAGUUAAUCGGCUCGGAUUAGACUCGCUCGCAGCAUUUAAUCCAAAAGAUAGGAUUAUUGAAUACAUGGUAAUGGAAGACAAGGAUGGCCCCUUGGCGAUGAUGGGGGUGAAGAACUUUGUCCUGACUGUUGGUUCACGAACCCCGUCUCCAGGUGGUGGGUCUGUAGCUGCCCUCAUAUCGUCCUUGGGUGCUGCCCUAGGUUCCAUGGUCGGACUCCUCUCGUAUGGAAACAAAAAAUACGAGUCUCUCGAUGCACAGAUGAGGCAACUGAUUCCUCCGUUCUAUACCGUGAUGAAAGAUCUGACACAGUUUAUUGAUGCUGAUGCGGCGGCCUAUGCCGACUACAUGAUGACACUUAAGCUUCCAAAAAACACGCCCGAUGACCAGGAAAACCGAGAGAUGGCUAUGCAACAAGGUUUGAAGAAUGCCGUUGCCAUCCCUAUGAAUGUUGCCAUGAUCACCAACUCCCUCUGGCCAAAACUUAAGGAACUAUCGGAGAUCUGUAACUUCAACUGCAAGUCUGAUCUUCAGGUUAGUGCCAAAAGUCUUGAGACGGGUGUGUACGGAGCACAUUGUAAUGUCCACACCAACUUAGAUAACAUCAAGGAUGACGAAUUCAAAGCCAAAGCUACCGAGGACAUUGAUCGCGAGUGGAAACUCGCACAGGACAGCUGUGCGGAAAUCCUUAAGAUUCUCAGCGAACGAACCAAGUAGAUGCUUCAGAGGCUUUACAACUCAAGGAAACGUGGUCACCUGUUUUCGUAAACAUUCCGUUAAACUACUCCAUAGUAGAUAUUUCAAGAACUACAGUAGGACCUCUCUAUUAAGGACACCCUCUGUACUGACAAGUGCUGUCCUUAAUAGAGAGGUGUCCUGAUUAGAGAGGUCAAAUUGAAUGUAAUUGUUAUGUACAUGUUUGAUGUCAUUCCAUCCAAGAUAUUUCUUUUCUUCCAAAAUGAGAUUGUAUGGCCAGUCCCAUCCAAUUUCACCUCUUUCUAUUAAGGACAGCACUAAGGACAGUCCGUCCCUGGGGUGUCCUAAUAGUGAGGUUCAACUGCAUGUAGUUUUAUAUAAAGAAGUAUGUGUUUCAUUGUUGUGGUGUUUUAUUGCUUUUUACACCAAGUGUUUCAGGAUUGUUAGAAAUGGGCUGUCCCUAGUUUCAGAAUUGACUCAGUAAUUGCUCUCUUGCACAGCUUUAUUGUGAUUUUGUGUCGUUGUUGUUUACACAAUGGAUGCUCCCUAGGCCUAGCACAGAUUAUUGUGGUUGUCUUAUUGUUAUAUGAAGGGUUAGUUCUAUAAUUAUACAGGGUUGAUCGAAAUCGUGUCACAAUUUUUUUUGGAAGUAUGCCCCUUAAUCAUGAAAAUCUUAUAAAUUGACCAUGAAAUUUUUGAACACACCCCAAAUGAUGAUGAGCACUGCAGUGCCCGCCCCUACAUUUUCAAACUCCUGGAACCGCCCCUGAGAGUAUUAGUAAGACUUAGGCUAUAAUGAGGUUAUGUGUGUGUUAUCAAAUUUACCAACUUUGAUGAAAUCUGGCGGAUUUUGGAUUGGACACUAAUGCAUACUUUUGGUGUCAUUUGUUGGCCUAUUAGAUAAAGGAUUAACUUCAAAGAAAGAUAUUGGUGAUUCAUUUUGGUCCACCCUGUAUAAUAUGAAGUUGUUUUGAUUCACUGAGAUUUUAAAAUCUGUUCCAUAAAUAUUUGACUUUGUAAAGUUGAGUGCACACCGCUGACUUUCGCUCUUAAAGGGGCAACUUGGAUGUAAGAUAUGUUGGCUUUUCAAACAGAAAUGAAUUCCAGCAGGACCGCGACUUCUCCAAACAGAUGAUGGCCAAAGACUACAAUAAAUGGUGCUCUACAAGGGAUGAUAAUUGUAGGUGUAUCAGAAAUUCCUGGGCCAUGUCCAAUAACACCUCACAAUACCAGCAGAAAGCAUUAUUACUGGCCAAAAUCGGUGCUAUACCCUGUGACCAGUAGCAGUGUAACCUCCUGGCCGCUUGAAUCCCACACCUAGGUAGCCCCUUCAAUUGUGUCAUCGGUGUGCAUCACACUCAAACUGAAAAGAGACAUUUUCUAACCUGUUGUAUAUGAAAGUUUAAAAAAUGCUUUUUUGCAGCGAUGUCUUUAUAGUUUUUAUGGACAAAUCAUACUAAUGUUGUUUUGAUUAAUCAUGUGCAAAGCAUAGCAUUGCACAUUUUAAUUUUUAGAUAAUUUAUUUUCAAAUUUUUUGAAACACAAUUGAUAGGAUGUUGGUGUUGUCUAGUAUUUAAUGCAUCUUUUUGUAGAAUUGUGAUGAAACAUUUAUGCAGCUUUCAAUACCUGUGUUGUACCACCCUAUGUCAGUUAUAUAUAUGUCCACCCCCUUUUCCACGUAUGGACUCUUCCAAAUAAUGCACAAGACAAGUCCAUAAUGGAAAGUGAGGGUGUCAAGGUUACACUCGUAUUCCUACACUCUGGACUUUGAAGUAAUUUUUCUCAAAAUAAACAGAUAUAUCUUGUUUUUCUAAGGAGCCUCAUGGCCUAGUGGUUUACACUGCUGGCUACCACGCAAUAGGGCCCGGGUUCGAUCCCGGGGAGAACCCAGAGCCUAGUGGUUUACACUGCUGGCCACCACGCAAUAGGGCCCAGGUUCGAUCCCGGGGAGAACCCAGAGCCUAGUGGUUUACACUGCUGGCCACCACGCAAUAGGGCCCAGGUUCGAUCCCUGGGAGAACCCAGAGCCUAGUGGUUUACACUACUGGCUACCACGCAAUAGAGCCCGGGUUCGAUCCCAGGGAGAACCCAGAGCCUAGUGGUUAACACUGCUGGCUACCACGCAAUAGGGCCCGGGUUCUAUCCCGGGGAGAACCCAGAGCCUAGUGGUUAACACUGCUGGCUACCACGCAAUAGGGCCCUGGUUCGAUCCCGGGGAGAACCCAGGAUCGUAUCUCUGGAUGAACCGGCGUGGCUUUCAAGGAACUAAAAUUCCUGGCUCUUCACAGUCCUUCGAAUGAGACUCAAAACCGAGGUUCCUUGUACCUGGUGUCUAUGCCAGGGCAAGCUAAGACCCCACCAAGUGAGAAACAUGAGUAGCUUGCGUGGACUCUAUCUCUCUCGCCAAAGUCGGACCACUAGGCCAAUAAACCCAAUUGGCGCCUAACCGUAGUUGCUCGCAGGAUACGCUCAUCCCGCCUUGGAGGAGGAUUACUCCUAGGAGAAUGACCCCUCCAAGUGCAGAGCGAAGAAGUACUUCGUAUAUAUGUUAUCAACAUCCCUGUUUGUUGUCAAUAUUGAUUGAAUGUCGUUUUUCAUUCCAACCUGCAAACUCCCUAAACCCACUCUAUGCAAUAAAGGUGACUUUAAGACCAAUCUAUUUGCAAUCAGCAGAAAAGAAAACUAAUUUUGAUACACAUCUAUUUUGCAAUUUUAACAAAUAGCAUUCCGCGAAGAUGACGUCACUGCAGCUGCUGCCCUCUAUUUCCCCAUCGCUGAAUUACAGGCAAUGUCGGACAAACAUGCGGUUUCGUAAUGGAUUCAGGCUUUCUAACUAGGGCAGUUAGAUUCAAUCUGGCACAUGUCCGAGUGUUGGAAAUACUACAUAAUUGUUCUGAUUAUUUCUCUCUCUGACUCUAUGGUAUCAUUCAUGCUAAAAACAAUGCAGGGUCAAAGAUAAUUGACUUUGAAAUAAGCUCAAAUGCGUAGAAAUAAGUGUCGAUGUCCGACUGUCACGUGACUAAAACGUCAUCAAUAUCUUAUGCAAAUGACCUUGUGAGCUAUAAAUAGUAAAUUCGCGGAAUGCUAUUGCUCAAUAAUUAUCCGUCCAGUUGAUUUUCUUCAUUAUACUGUAAACACGGAAAUGUUUGCACACCUUUUAUUUCACUUUUGUGAUAAUUGCAAAAAAAGUUUGUUGAAGCUAUUAAAGGGUAACUCGUGUCAAAUUUCACCAUAUAAUGUUUUAGCUGUUUUUGACAAAUGACUACGUCACUUUCUCAUAAAUCGGUAAGGUUUUCGAAUCGAAAUGCACGUUUUCUAGAAAUUGAUGGUUUAAUCCCGCCCAGACGGCUCGCUUCGAUGCCGUUUUCGUUGAUGACGUCACAACAUGAACAUUUUCGCGGUCGCGGUGGUUUACAUUCAGCGAUUUUAUGAUAAAUCUAAUGAAAAAUGGAAAAUUUGAGCUUUACAUUUGUGAUCAGCAAUUAAAAACGGACGUAUUUCCGCAAAGUUGUAAAUCACAUCAUAGUAUCACUUUAAAGAUAAUCUACAACAUUUUUCAAAAAUCAUUUGUUAUGACUGUCACAGAGGUUUUUAAAAUGCAAACUUGGAAGUAAGCUCGGUUGCGUCAUGAGGUAAUCAGGGGUUAAUGUUUGCUGUUCCGGCCGUGUACACAAACCCCUGAGAUACUUGCCCUCAUUUGGUGAAUUAGUCGGCGCAGAAGUACGUGCGCCCAAUCGGAGCGUCGCUUACAUUCGCGUUGAGAAAUUUAAAAAACGUAGUAGCAACAAUAUCCAAAGGCACAACACCAGUGACACCUACAUCGGUAUGGGCGUCAAAUUAUUGAAGAAUAAAAACAAAAAGUUGACCCUGGGAUGGCUGGGAUGGCGUGGGUUAAUACCAAGGUAAUCAAGAAAAAUAUUGAUUUGAAUUAUAGAGUAGUAUUCAAUCUUUCAUAAAAUAUUGAUUUCAGUUCUAUGGUCCCCGGGUAUUUUCAGGAGGGCAGCACCAGUAAGGGCUUCAUUUCUAGAGACACGCAGCUUGGAAAGUGAGAAUCUGAGAACUGUUUUACAAAAAUAGGAUUUUCUCUAGAUUUUCGUGGUGAACCCUAUGCGCCAUUGCAGUGAGGGAUGUCCCAGACCUUGGAUAUUAACCCCUUGUGGCGGUUUGUUAAAAAACACGGUUUCCUAUUUUUGGCAGAUUUUUAAGUUUAAUGGAAAAUGCAUUGCAAAUAAUCACCGGUGUUGUCCCCAAAGAUGCAUUGAGAGAGUAUUGUCUGGCAAGGAAUGCAUUGCAACCUGAGACAAGACCAUAAUUGAUUUUUUAAGCCUUUUAGCAGUUAAAUUGUCAAUGUUUGACCGCGACGCAUCAAAGAAUGCGUCAAGUAGUGAAACUGAAAUUCGGAUAUGAUAUACGGGUUAGUCUUGCAAGUAACUGGUGCGAUUUAAAUUGGUGAUUGACCACGGAAAUUUUUUUUUUAGAUUGACAAGUUUGACACAAGUGGACAUUUUUACCCAUUUCGGCCAUUUUCACUCCAAAUUUGAACCACCCCCCUAUGGCCAGGUUGUCAAAAUUCAAAAUUAUUUUUUUUACCAAACAAUUUAUUUAUAUCUGUAGACUUGCCACAGCAAAUAUUUUUUCAAUACCUCUCCAAAUAUGUACUUGAGAGUAAAAAACAUGCACUCGUCUAAUAGAUAGGCCUGGACCCUCCAACCUAUGAAUAUUCAUUAGGCCUAGUGGUCUUGUCUCACCUUGAUUCUGAGAUUUUCCGAUUUAUAUUCAUACAAAUCAUAAGUUGUAGGCCUACUUCCACUAUCAAAUCCCCGUGUCUUUUGCGCUUACACCUAUGAAUUGCCGUGUCUAAAUAGACCCGUGUGUCAAAUCCCCGUGUCUAUUAGCCCCAUCGAGCUCGAUGGGGCUAAUCGGGGGCUAAUUUAGACCCGUGUUCAACACGGUUUUUUUGAUAGGUGGAAUCUGAAUAGACACGGCAAUUGCAAGUUCUAAGAUUUGGCGACAGAUGGCGCGGUGUAGUUGCCUCGGUAUUGCGCCCCCACCAACGGGAAAGAAACACAGGAGAGCUCCCUACCUACAGCGCACCUGUCACCGGGACUAUUAACCAUUAUCUAACACCACUGAUCACUGAUAGAUGUAAGUGCGCCGCGGGUUUUUUGACACACGGCGAAGACACGGGUCUUGAAAAAACACGGGGUUUUAUGAUAGGUGGAACUACGACUAUAGAAUUUCCGAUACUAGAACUGAGGUUGACAGUUAAAUCACACUGCUGACUUAAAGGUGACGUACGUCUGUUCUGUAACUACACCAAAAGAGGGCGAAUGUUUCAUCCAGGGCUUUGUGUGAAUGUCUCGGGGGAUGUGUGCAGGACUGGAGAAGCCAACAUCAACCUGAUUUCUACAUGAUGGGAUUACAAUGGGUCAAGGUUGACGGGUAAAUAUCUGUGCUGACUUUUAAAGGUGAUAUGCACCCGCACUUCACAAAAUGAAGACGAAUGUUUCAGGGGUUUGUGUACAGGGCCGGGGAAGCGAACAUUUAUGCCUGAUUUCCUCAGGAUGACUUGGUUGCACUUAUACACGAAACUGAAAUAAGAAAAAUGGCCGCAAAUAUUUCCAGUGAAACAGUAGUACCAUGAAGAUGAUUCCAUCCUGUGUGAUCAAUGAUAUUAACAGUGUGCCAAUGCAUGUUUUCUUGGCAUGUUUUCAAUUGAAGGUCGUUCGUUAAGAAUUUGAAAUUUAAAAUUGAAUUUGAAAAUUCUUAUUUUGUAAAUAUGUUGGGGAGAGUGGGGUAAUUGUAGCCCCGGUUUUAAUUAUAGCCCCUGCCUAUGAUAGUGAUUGAUAUCCCCAUGCAUCAAACAAUGCAGGGGUUAAAAAUAAACGGGGCUACAAAUACCCCAUUCUACCUUACUAAAUAUAAAUUUUAAUAUCGCAGUUGUCUGGACUGGUAUACAAAUACUAUGAAUACCAAGUUUCAGCUAAUUUGCAUGCAUAAACUCCACUACGACAUUGUGUAUAAUUGCAUUUCUUUUUUUCUGACCAACGAUUAAAGGCCUACGUUGUUCGUUAAAAAUUUUGAAUUUGUAAUUGAAUUUGAAUACUUUCAAUUGCGGGAAUAAAUAAUGAAUAUAACUUUCAGCAUUGCCUGUGUAAGGACAGGUAGACAAAUACUAUAAAUACAAAGUUUCAACAAAUUUGUAUUCACAAUAACUUCACUACGGCAUUGUGUAUUGGUGGAUUUCUAUUUAACUGGACCACCAGUAAAUACAAACGGCGUGUCCCUUUAAGGAACUAAACUGAAUCGGAGGGUCUACCCUUAGGAAGUAUCAAACCCCUGAUAGGAGGAUGGAGAUAAAUUGGAGGCAAAGUUUCGAGCUAUAGGUGAUACUGGGUCAUGGCAACCAGGCCUUUCAAUUACAUGGAGACCUCUACACCCUGUAUUUUUUUAGCCUAUUUUGGGGACAUGUUUUUUUUGCUUUUUAGCUUAAUUUGGGGACAUUUCGUCGUGCCAAUUUGCCUGAACAUCGACGUCCUUAUUGACUGACAUUGUCACAUGCACCUGAAAACUCAUAAUUUUAGGAUGAAAAGUAUCAAAUUAGGCCAUUUCGGAUGAGAUUUGGUCAUUUAAGGUGUCAAAAAACGCUUCAGGGGGUCAAAUUACCCCUUUAAAAAAACAAUUUUUUUUUUUUUUUUUUCUAUUUUGGGGACAUUUUUUCAGGGCCUAAUUUGGGGACAUGCCAAAUUUCCUACACCGUAUAGCGGUGUUAAAAUGAUGUAAUCGAAAGGCCUGGCAACCGAGGUGUUAUAGAAGGACAGUGUAUCCAUGGAUGAUAGAGUCACCUUAAUACUGACGACGACUAUGCUGUGCGUUUCAUCAAUUUUUGAUAUUUAGGACUGAAAAUGUCUGUGUGUUUUUUCACGCUAUGUUCUUCCCUGUGCUGAACCAAUAAAAUUGGAAAAUUUCA